AUGGGCAUUGGAGGUGACAUCAGUAGCAGGAGCAACUUCAAGAGCUCUCAAACCAGAUAUGAUAAGGGGACCAGCCCUGGAGUCACCAUCCUUGACUCCUUUUUAGUAAAAAAACUUUUCUCUACCAUCAAGAAACCCGACUACAGCAAACUGGAGAGUCAGACAGUUAUUGUGUCUCCCCAUUUACAUGACCAAUCCUGGAUGUUGGCCAUUCCAGCACCAGAGGUCCUCAGUCCAGCAAUAUGUUAUCCUCUACUAGUCUGGGAUAGUGAGCUGAUCUCUAUCUUCUUUAUGCCCAUGGCAGUGGCUGCUCCUGGACCCCCAGAAGAGCCCAACAACCUGAAUCUGAUUUCUCUGUCCAGUGAUGGUUAUGACAGUGGCAAGGGAUCAGAUCCCCCUAGUCCAGUCUCCCAGGAAGAGAAGGCAGAUAAAUUUUCCUGUGGUCAGCAUCCUGAAUCCUACACUACAUUGCCUAACCCCUCCAAACACCAGCAGCUCCAGCAAAGUGAAGAAACCCAGCCCAGGAAGUCUUUCAGCUGCAAGGUCUGUGAGGAGUAUGUGAGCCUCACGGCCCUCAAAAUGCACAUCCAAAGCCACACAGUGCCCUGUGUCUGCAAGAUUUGUGGGAAGUCCUUCUCCCACACAAGGGAGAAGCCAUUCUCCUUCACACCCUGUAGCCGAGCCUUUGCUGACCACUCCAACCUCAGGGCCCACCUGCAGACCCAUUCAGAUGUCAGGAAGUACCAGGGUAAAAGCUGCUCCCAGACUUUCUCUGGAAUGUCCUUGCAGGAGAUGGGCUAUUCAGUUCCCACUAAAGGACUGAGUACUGAGUGA
Molecule: messenger RNA, 834 nt
Organism: Dromiciops gliroides (monito del monte)
Lineage: Eukaryota; Metazoa; Chordata; Mammalia; Microbiotheria; Microbiotheriidae
Product: protein snail homolog Sna-like
Biological process (GO): regulation of DNA-templated transcription
Molecular function (GO): RNA polymerase II cis-regulatory region sequence-specific DNA binding; DNA-binding transcription factor activity, RNA polymerase II-specific
Source: RefSeq, a predicted model, not a curated record